Messenger RNA from Postia placenta MAD-698-R-SB12, 682 nucleotides. RefSeq lists its product as hypothetical. The record is from RefSeq and is a predicted model, not a curated record. The coding region runs from base 348 to 677 and encodes 109 amino acids. NCBI's taxonomy places the organism in Eukaryota, Fungi, Basidiomycota, Agaricomycetes, Polyporales, Adustoporiaceae. The transcript has a single exon.
AAAAUCAAAAAGCCUGCUCUAUUCAAGACCGUCGAGAAACGGGUGGGGUCUGCUGGAGACCAUCCAAGUUUGUGUAUGUACAAGAUGCUCUGCCGAAUGCUACGAAGACGAACGAAAUCCGAAACACAGCCGCAUACUAUCCGAAAGGACUCAGAAUCCAAGAUACUGAAAGAAAAGGAAGAACGAAACGAUAAAUAGCACUGAUAAUGGUACGUGGAGAGGGGAGACCGAUUGAGAUGUGAUGUAUAUUGGCGGACGCAGGACGUUCGCCAACGAUUGUAUUACGCUACGAAGAGGCUGGAAGCAGGCCGGGAUGCGAGCAAGCACGAUGACAGGAGCAGAGCACGAUGAGAAGCGACAUACGGGCCAAAGCAGUGUUCCGUAUAUCACCGUGGGCUGGCAGAGUCGGGAAGGAUAGCGCAUAUGAUACAAGUCGACGACCAGUCGGGACGGUCCCGGUGGCGGGCGGGUGGAGGGGAAACGAGAUUGGAGCGAACGGAGGUGAUGGAGGCGAGCGGGUAUUAGGGAUCAGACGAGUAGUGGUAGCGGAGAGGCAGCAAUUACUGGUACACGUAGAGGAUAGGCGAGAAGAGGGCAAGCAAUCAAGAGAAUGGAGUGGGCGAUAUGCACAGAUGGUGGUGGUGGAACGAAAUGAGAGUGAGGAAAUCGAAAUUUGAAUACA